ACUCCAAUUUAUCAAUGAAGCAGCAGCCGCAGCCAUGAAGCUUCCACUCCCACUUCUGCUACUCCUUUCCCUUGCUGGCUUUGCCUCUGCGCAGAUUGUGCCACGGCAAUCCUGGUGCCGGCAGCCUUUGUCCCCGCGCCUGCCACGUGUGGCGGUGCCUGUGCGCCUCGUUGUCAUUCAUCAUACGGCCAGUGCGCCCUGCUACACGCCACAGCAAUGCCAGCAGGCACUGCAGCAGAUACGCGCGGGACACUUGUUGCGCAAGUUCCGGGACAUUGGCUAUAAUUUCCUGAUUGGCGGCGAUGGACGCAUCUACGAGGGCCUGGGCUUUGGCAUACGCGGCGAGCAUGCGCCGCACUACAACAGUCAGUCGAUUGGUGUGGCUUUCAUUGGGAAUUAUCAGCGUACUCUACCCUCGCCGCAGAUGUUACAGGCAGCGCGCACGCUGAUCACCAUCGCUGUGCAGCGGCGACAGCUUCAGCGCAACUAUGCACUGGUGGGCCACUGCCAGACAAAGGCCACAGCCUGUCCCGGACGCCAGCUGCUGGACGAGCUGCGCAAGUGGCCGCGCUGGCAGCCAAAGCCAUAGGAAUCGCAGUUUCAAUUUGUACAAAAAUGUAUUCU
Molecule: messenger RNA, 624 nt
Organism: Drosophila subobscura
Lineage: Eukaryota; Metazoa; Arthropoda; Insecta; Diptera; Drosophilidae
Gene: PGRP-SB2
Product: peptidoglycan-recognition protein SB2
Exons: 2
Coding region: 35-589 (184 amino acids)
Biological process (GO): innate immune response; peptidoglycan catabolic process
Molecular function (GO): zinc ion binding; peptidoglycan binding; N-acetylmuramoyl-L-alanine amidase activity
Source: RefSeq, a predicted model, not a curated record